ACACAAUCGAUGAAUUUGUGUUUGAUAAACAUUGUUUUGAUUACUUUCUCUCGAGAAAAUGGAAAAAUCCGUGGCUUCUCAGUGUAUUCUAUGCGCUAAAAAGAUCAGGGCAUUCCUCAGUGAGGUUAUUGUGAACGAAUGCGUAUGGGCAGUGCGAGAUAUGCUGCAUGCUUUCUCCACAAAGCUGGACGAAAAUCAUCCUCAAAAUGAUGUGAUUCUCUGCGAAUCAUGUGCAAUGGAGCUGGCACAAGCCUUUGAAUUCCUUUUGAAAAUCCAGAAAGCUGAAGAUCUGCUCAAAAUACAAGAGGCAAUUGAAGUUCCGGAUGAGGAAGAAAUGGUCACUGAAUCAGAGGUCCCAGAGUUAGAGGAGAGUGAUUUCAACAUGGAUGCUUUCAUUGAGAAAAUUCCAGAACCAGUUGCACCACCAAAGCCAAAGGCAACGCCUCCUCAGAAGAAGCAGAAAGAACCCUUUGAUGGAGUUAUUCAUAUUGAAGAAAUUGAUUAUCCUUCUAGGGUAGUCAUCUUUCCACAGUUUGUUGUGUGUCCGGCAGAGACGAAGAAGCUCUUGAGUGAUGUGGCCAGUGGCAGGAUCAGUGAGGAGUUUCUCCAGAGGCGGAAUAAUCUCAAAAUGCUAGAUGUGACUGGAAUGAUGAUUUCUCUCAAUAAUCAUCAUGGUGUCCUUCAGCAUGAAUUGGUUGAGAGUGAACAUGACAAAGAUGAUAUGUAUCUCUGCAGAUACUGCCCCAAAUCUUUCACUACAGCUCAUCAUCUCAUGAUGCAUACGAGGAAAUCGCACAUGUGCCAGUUUUGUCUUUUGGGCUUUGCUAAAGUCGAUGAUCUGCACGUUCACAUUGAGCAGGAUCAUCACAGAUUCGAGUGCCACUUUUGUCCACGCGAAUUUUCCUGCAACAAUAACCUGCGGAUGCACCUGAAAAAGAGACAUGGAAUUGCUUUGCCAGCUUACGUAUCUUUGAUUACAGUUGAAAAGCAAGAAGAGGCGAUAGGACGAGAGAGUGUCCUUCCCAAAGCACAGGAAGAGGCUCAGAAGAGUUAGUAACUUGUAUUGCAAGCUCAAAGGACCUAAUAAAUUUUUAAAACUUC
Molecule: messenger RNA, 1101 nt
Organism: Phlebotomus papatasi
Lineage: Eukaryota; Metazoa; Arthropoda; Insecta; Diptera; Psychodidae
Product: PR domain zinc finger protein 15-like
Exons: 3
Coding region: 59-1054 (331 amino acids)
Cellular component (GO): nucleus
Molecular function (GO): zinc ion binding
Source: RefSeq, a predicted model, not a curated record